Xyrichtys novacula (pearly razorfish) is the source of this 15353-nucleotide messenger RNA. Lineage: Eukaryota; Metazoa; Chordata; Actinopteri; Labriformes; Labridae. The record is from the annotation of a GenBank genome assembly.
AGAGAGAGAGAGGACCCAACAAAGUACCGGCGGAGGAAGUGAAUGAAGGUGCGACUGCCUGCGGGCGAGCCUCUGUACUCCGUCAGGUAAAGGAAAUUAUCAUUCAUGAACUGUUAUCCUCAGUAUCUUUAGCUCACAGAAGAAGUCAAAGUGUGUUUCUAACUAGUUAAAUAUCUCGAAUAUCGCUUCUCUGUCCUUGUUACAGUAGCUCCCGGUAAUGGAGUCCUUUAACUCAUCUAUCGACUAAUGUAAAGGGAUGUGAGUCCUAUUCUGACUCUUUCUAUGUGUUAUAACGUGAACAUUGACGUCUAAACCGAGUAUUUACGACUGUGCGUGAACGUUAUUUCUUUUAACGGAGGUCAUUUAACGGUGUCACUUAAACUCACUGAGGGCGAAACUACUUUGGUGAAACGUUACCUGAAAACGAAACGUCACUUUCAGGGGCUCGUGCGCAGGUAUGACAACAUUUCUGACAAUAAUAUAAACACCUGUAUGAGGUUGAUAGUCUUCCUCUGACCUCAUCUGACUUUGUUAGGAAUAACGAGUAGUCCUUAUAGCCUACAAGAGGUUCUGUUAUAUAGGUCAGUAUAAUACUGCAAUACUCAGAGUAUUAAGUGUUGAAACAUACCAGGAGAUACUUUAUAUUUUCCCCUGAGUCCAUACAGCCAAAGGCACAAAAAUAUGUGUAAUUCAAUGACUGUGAUUCAGAGGCUGUAAAUACUUGUCCUGGUUUCAAACUCUUGAUGUAAACAUUUGCCCCAUUUCUCUUUUUACAUAACUCUAUGUUAACUAAGACAGAGCACUGGUUUAUGUAAAGAAAGAGACAAACAGUUUGAAGCCAAAGCUCUCAUUGCACAGCUCAUACAAAAUCAGCUGAGUCAUUAUUAGAGGACUUAAUUUCUCAGGAAAUGGUGACUGAAAUGAGAAAUCUGCAGACUGAGUUUGACAAUAAUGGUCAAACAAACCAGUGGUUUAUUCAGAAUCACGUUGGACAAACAGGUAUAGACAAACGUGCAGGGACAGUGAAAGCUAGAUUUGUACUAAUCUUCUAAGUAGGAUUAACACCUUCUUAAGAUCUUCUCAGGGUGAGAUCUGGGUCUGCUGGAUUUGUUUUGGUGUUCUGGGGCGAUUUUGUAAUGUGGCAAAAAAAGAUUUAAGAGCAUGGACAUCUUUAGACAUUUCUGAUAAUACACUUUAUCCUCAAAAACAUCUGUAUUUUUAAUUUAAACUAUAAUUUAUGACAUUAAGCUAUUAUGUUGUUACAAGUCAACCAAUUUAAUGUUGAGGAUAGAAAGUGAAAGUAUAACAACCUCUAUGACAGUUUCCAAAAACUGUGGUCCUUAAUUUGGGAAUAUCUUAACAUUUAAACAAAAAUGUGAAUAAGUUGAUAUACAUUUUAAAAAUUUGAAAAAAAAAACUAAACUAAACAAAACAGUUGUUAUUUUUGGUGAUACUUUUUUAAAAGUUUUGAUGGACGAUAUCUUCUUCUCACAAGAUAAACAACUUGAAUGAACAGGAUAGAAAGUAAAAGUACAACAACCAAAAAUUGUUGUCCUUAUUUUUGGUAUAAUAUUUAAAUUUUAAAUACAGAUGUGAAUAAGCUGAUAUACAUUUUAAAAUUUCAACAGCUGAAAAAUUAAAAGAAAAUGGUUGUUGUUUUUGGUGAUAUUUUCUAAAAAGUGUUGAUGGACAAUAUCCUCGUCUCACAAGAUAAUUAACUUGAAUGAACAGGAUAGAAAUUGUUCUCUGACAGGAUUAUCAGUGGAUAGUCCACGAAAAGGUGCUGAUCAAAGCACCUUUUAGAGGUAAAGUGUGUUGAAACGAGAAUAUUUUGAAAUAUCUAGAGGUCAUGUCCCUGAAACGCUCCAUUGCUCAACCUUCCCUACUGGUGUAGCAAUGGUGGCCUUGGAGGACAAGAAGCUCCUGAAUGUGACCCUCAUUUUGUCAAGCUUUUGUCAUCUAAAACCUCUCGUACUGCUACCAUAGCAACAUGAUGGUGCAAGAUGGUGACCUUUUAGGAGGUGAAGUUAAACUAAUUGUGAGUUUGAAAAAUUUGAACCACUGUUGAGAUAGUUUAACACCCUUGUGACCGAUGUACCGCCAUCUUUGUUGUUUCCAAACAACCUCACAUUAAUGUGUGAAGUCCAUUUAGUAUCAUAGAGUCUGUACAUGCUGUUUUUCCUGGACCGAGUUUGUAUUGGUCGGUAGUUUGGAAGCUGUUCUCCAUAAUUUUAAACCCACACAGAAAACAGUAGAUCAUCAUCACACUUUUUUAUCUGUAUUCAGGCUUGAAGAGCUGCAGCGGAGCGGAGGGGUCUAGGUGAAGAGCUGUGGGAGUUGAGGCUUUUACUAAAUUUGGUUCGGAGCGUAGAUAGUGCAGACAGUAUGAAGUCAGCUCAGUAGAGAGAUCUGUUUGUGCUGGUUUUUUUUGUCCAAUCAUGGCUGAUGAUAAUCAUCCAGACACUUCUGCUUUGUCCCUUAAAAAGAGUAUUGGACAUUCAGCUGAUAAUGCUCUGUGGUUUGCAGGGGGAAGCUGAUAAUACUGUCGGAGUGUAAACACUGUGAUACUGUUAUCAGGCUGUGUCACAGGAGAGGUGCUCUACAACUUCAGCAAGAAGCCCCUGACCAGUGCUUAUUUUGGUUUUGAAACGCCUCUAUAGAAGGAUGACAAGAAUCACAUUAAAGGUUGGGUAGACAGGAUUCUGUUAAAGAAGCAUCUUUUGGUUUAUAUACAAAAAAGCUUUUAAUAUCAGUCAAUCGCUAUUAGUCAUUGAUGACAUUUGGGAAUAUAACGAUGCUGCUGUGUUUUGUUAUGUCUGUGUAGUCAACAUUUUAAAUCUUUUGAGCAGUCCGCUCUUUCGGACUGUAAAUAAAGCCAUUCUCUGCCUCCUCCGACCUGAUUGGUUGUGAGGUGGACGCUGCUCCCCGUGUUGUUAACAAGCCCAAACACAGUUAGCGUGCUACAAUAUCGGACAGUAGAAACCAACCAGAAAGUAUGAAAAAUUGUCAGAAUCCUCCUUUGGCCACGACUGCCAACAUAAGCAAGAAAAUGAAGUAAAUACCGGAGACUCUGGCGGAAUAACAGGCGCUUAAAAACGAGGUAGACCGGACAAGAGCUAAAAAGGCGGGUUAACAUCAGUGAUUAAAAGGUGGGGGAUGCUUUGGGAUCUGUGACCCUUCUGCUGGACAGGUAAACCGCUUUAACAAAGUAAGCCAAGUGUCUGUAACAGAAGUGUUUCUUGUCAAACUGUUUACCUCGGGUCCUGGUCUAUGUCACUUUAUCCUAGUUGUAGAAGUCCUGCAAACGUGUUUGUUGGUCGUCUGUUGGCGUCUACAGUAACACCAAUGCUCUUUAAUUUCAUGUUGACUGGGCCUUGUUUGUAAUUAUCUGAAGUAUUUAUCUGCAUUAUAUCUGAAUUUAAUUGGAACGAUACGAGCGAGCAGGAGCGUCUGUUUGUGGGCGGGGUUUGCUGGAGCAGAGAGGGAGGAGCUGAGGGGAAAACUGGUUGGGAGGGGUAGAGUUUCUCCCAAAAAACUGGCACUUCCUCAGAUCCUGCCUACCCCACCUUUAAGAGGAAAAUUCAAAAACCCAGCAGGUCUCCAAAGUACCUCAAGGGGUAGAAGUGCUCCUGUUUGAGAAACAAUGUCGUAAAACUAAAUGCAAGGGGUAAUAAUUUCAACUUUAUGGGAAAAUGAGUCACUGCUUUUUUGUUCAGACUAAAUUUAAGCCAUGAUGAAUCCUCUAAAACACUCAAAAUGUGAGGUCAAAUAAUCAAAUUUGGAGAAGCAGCUUCUUAAGCGCCUGCUCUGGGUGCACAUGCCUCUGGGUGAGUGGCUAUAUUCCAGUUUAACCAGACAUGGACAACAGACAAUGUUAUCUACAUUUCUGACAUCAAAAUACUACCGAAACAUGCUGCACUCUGAGAUCUGGCAUUGUAUAUUCUUGUUUACACCUGAGUAGGAGAGAAUUAUACUCCAGUCAUAGUUGCCAAAUCACUCAUGUAUCCCAACACGAUCCUGGUGUAAUUAUACAAUGCUAUGCUCCAAAAUAAUGCUAGCUAGCUUGCACAGUAUUGAGUGAGCAGCCUGAGCAUGUUAGCACUGUUAUUUUUAGCUUGGUAAAGUUACCCUCUGAUGAUGUCCACUGAAUGUACGGAAAUAUGUUGAGUGCUCCUUGACUUUUCAUGCCGCUGCACUUACUGGUCAGGGUUAACUUAGCUUGUGAUCUGAACAGCUCACCAGAUUCCUGUUGGCUUUAGCCGCACUUCAGUGGAGAUGAAUGCAUAAUGUAAUACACAGCUUGACAGGAGCUAGCAUGACAAGUGAAAUGCAGCUUCUUGUAGGAAUUUGUAAUUAUUAUAGAGUAAAUAUUUUAUCGAUUGUUAAACUCAUGGUUAUUUUCUCCUUGUUUUUUCUGUAGAAAUCAACAGUUGAGGUUUGUUGUAAUGGGGGGCCGUGCUAAGAGGGGUUAUGUAAGGGUUUUAGGGCUCAGGCUCGGGGGGUACUUCAGAGAGUUUGUGCUUCAUCAGAGGGGUUAGACAGGUUUGCUUAAGCCUUGGUGCAUGGCUGAAGAGGACAGGGGAGAAUAAAAGGCCUAAGUGCAGCUCAGUCCUGUUGGAGUAAAAUGGAGUCCUCAGGGCGGUUACCUGUACUGGAGCGUGACCAGCACCUGAGGUCCCCUUGGACUCUGGUGAGUUAGGGAGCUGUAGUUUCUGUUUCAAUUACAAACUAAGAGAUUUUCUCUGUAAAGCUGUCUUGUUUUGCAUAAAUAGGGUGUUAUUGACUCAAUGUGCAUGGUAUAUCCUUUUUGAAUAGUGCAGUAUUGCUGUCUGUCCUGUCCAGUAAACCUGACCCUGAUUUCAUCCUUGUUCUAACUUUAACCUUGGCCCAGUUUUAUUUCUAGGUCCAUUUCUUACUACGUCUUAAUUGAUGUUUCCUAACUCUGUAAAUGCAAAAAUAGCUAAAAUUUAGAUUGGAGACCAGUUAAAUCUACCUCAAGUUAUGAUUUUCUUAAAGAUGAUGCAAAAAACAGGCUCCAAAUCAAAGUCCAAAUCAACUUGUAUGAAUAAAUAUGCGUGCAAACACGUGUAGGUCAGUAGAGAUUUGGUGAUACACAGUUGUAAUGUGAUUAUGAGUCGAUUAUGUAUUAGAAAUUUAUAUUAUGCCGAGAGGAAAAGCUGUCAUGUUUGUUAGUCCUGUUACGUAAGAGGUGAUCAUUUCAUAACAGCUAUUUAAUUUCAGUCAGUCUAACGUUGGACCAUUUUUCCCUUUGCCUGCUGUUGAGGGCAUUAAAGAUUUGCACAGAGAUCGGCAGUCUUAGAGACUGAAUGGUUUCAAAGUCCAUCCUGCUGGUCUGCAGGUCUGAUUUCAUCAGUGCAGUCCAUUGCUCUAAAUCCAGAAUAAAGUAACCACAAGAUGACACCCACAUGAUUCAUGAGGUGAAGUGAAGAGCAACCAGGUUUUGAUAAGGAGUAACUUUGCAUAAAAGAAUCUGGUAAAUAAUGGAAUAAUGCAACAUGGAGGUAAAGUUGUGUACUAAGUUCAUGCCGCAGAUACACAAAAAACAAUCCUGACAAACCUGACGAGGAUCAGGUUAGGCUAAAUUUGUCUGAACUUUGUUACUUUCAUCAAAAAUGUAUGUUUAUUGUUGUUUAAAACAGCGUAUUGUCACAAGGAAAGAUUUCAUAACAAGUGAGAGUCAUAGUAUAGCAUAAAGUUUGAACUAUACAGCAGAGCGAUGUCACAAGUUAUCUUGUUUUUUUGAUGCCUCUGCUGUCCUGGACAUGCAAAACUUUUAUUAUACACAAUCUAAGCUUCUGUUAACUCAUGUUUAUUGUAGUAAUAAAGUACAAUAAGGCUAUAGCUUCAUGAACUCAGAGUGAUUGGGUCACUGUGGCACUGAAGCACGAGGAUAACCUGACUCAGUAACCAGGGUAGAUAACGGCUGAGUCAUUAAAGGUGCAGUGUGUAGAUUUUAGAAGCUGAACAAACUUGAUAAGAAUGAAAUUAGAUAUUCAUCUUUUGUUUAAAUCAGUGUGAAACCACCUGGAUAUGAAAAUGAUUUGUUUUUAAUAAGUUUAAAUAGGUAGAGACAUUUUUGAAGGGAAAAAAUAAGAUACUUGACAAUCUUUAAGAAGCAUCACAGGAGCUUUUUGUCCUUGAAAAGCUUCUCCAAAGGGAAGGGCAGGCAAGGGAGUGAUUUAUGAAUCCAACCAACUUGCAUAUGAUGCACAAAACUGCACUAUUAUUAACAUGUUAUUAGAGUAAUAAAUGUCAUGAAAAUAACCCGUAAAGAUGGCUUUAUUGAUCACAAUUGGGAACUUUAUUACUCCAAAGUGUGUUACCCGCUCAGCCUGCUCUCUUUGGUUUGUCAUCGCCUGAUUUAGCCUCCCUCAGCUCAGGACUCUUUUUUUUUGAGGGAAGUGGGACAGAACCGCUGUGCUUAGAGACCAGCCAGCAUUGCCUUUGCAGACUAUUUUGAAUAACAGGAACUUGACUUCUAGGACAGCGGCCUUGUAAGGUUGAAAAAGACAGUAGCGUGAGGUUUUAUCCGUUCAGUAAUCCAGGUAUGUUUUAAGCCUUCUUGCGGGAUCUAGAUGGAGUGCAUUGUGGCUGUUGUUAAAGAGCGUUUUUGUCAACAGGUCGACACCAUGAACUACGUGGGGCAGCUGGCGGGCCAGGUGCUGGUGACGGUGAAGGAGCUGUAUAAGGGGCUCAAUCAGGCCACGCUGUCAGGCUGCAUUGAUGUGAUCGUGGUGCGACAGCCUGAUGGGACGUUCCAGUGCUCGCCUUUCCAUGUCCGCUUUGGGAAACUGGGGGUGCUGCGCUCCAGGGAGAAAGUAGUAAGUGCCCACGAUACCCAAAGGAAAAUCUUAUCAUUGCUGUCUUCGUGGUGCUUACUUUUUUUAGCUUUUUGGAGAUGAUACAGUUUGAGUUUUCAUGCCCGUGUGCUGUGGUGAUCUGCACAUUGAUUUCUUCUCUCUGUCUCUCUCUCUAAUGACUCCCUGCUUCUCUGCUUUCCUUUCCAAGUAUCUCACUGAACAUUACCAACCCAUCCAAUCCAUGCGCUUCCUCCCACAAGCACAGACAGCCCUUUUAUCUCUAUUUAUAGACCCUGUUGAGUCGUCAGCUGACCACUAAGGUGGGAUGCACAGACUAAAGCUCAUUUUAGCCACUUAUUCAAAGCUUGUAAAGAUUCAUCCCAUUCAGAAAGCGUCUCAGGGGGUCAGUCUUAUCAUUACAAGCUUACCGGUAAGCCAGACAGUUCAGAAAGUCAUCUGUUGUUGUUAAAAUAUCAGAAUCUAGCAGACAAUUUAGCGUCUCAGUUUGUUUCUUGAUGCAAAGAUAGAAAAAAAAGUGGUUAUAUCUUAGAAACUCUGUGCCUGUUACGUGUCUGACCCUUUUCCAACAACCUAAUUCCACUCAGGCAGCCCACUUCUGAAUAAAAACCCUGUCUGUUUAAUAAAUGGAUAGAAACUCGCUGCUGAAAAUAGCAAGCAUUCGCACAGGCUGUUCCCUAUUUCUCCGUGGCUUAACUCUUAAUUCUUCAGGUAAAUCUGCGGCACAGUUUGCUUGUGAGUUGAACGAACACAAUGAGGCAUUGUUAGGAGAGUUUCUCAGCAGAAGGGUGUUGUUUGACUUUGCAGAUUGAUAUAGAAAUCAAUGGAGAGCCUGUGGAGCUACAUAUGAAACUCGGAGACAAUGGAGAAGCCUUUUUCGUCCAGGAGACAGAGCAGAACAACGUGAGUGAUGAACCGUAAAAGACCGUGAUACAUUUCCCUAUUUGGUCAAAACCAUAGACUGUAUAUAUUAUGGACAACUUGGUUCUGCCUUACACCAGUAACUUUUUUCACUCCCUGGAAACAGGAGGUGGUCCCGGCCCACCUGGUGACCUCGCCCAUCCCCACAGAGGAGGCUAUGUUCUGGAGCAGAGAGCCCAGAUGUGGGGGGUCAGCGGUAGAGAACGGUCAGCCUGUGAGUGCAGAAGACCCGGCCUGUGGAAACCUUCAAAGCUGCUCAAGCACAGCCGGGAAGAAGAGGAAGAGACGCAGGAGGAAGCACAAAGCCGAGCCUCGCAAAGAGGAGCAAACGCCAGGAGGAGGAGGAGGAGAGCAGGAGCUGUGUGAGCUCAGCUCAGAUGAUGAGCACAACGCACACAAUGGACGGUGAGUAAACAGUUUAGAAGUGAUAUUUUUAGCUGUUUCUUUGAUUUGACCUCUUCUUUGUUUUAUUAUUUGACCUCAGGACGUCUUCACUGUCCCUGAUGAAGGACAAUAUGGACCACAGGCAGCAUUCCCCGCUCACCACCCUCGAAUGGGACAGCUACCCUUUCUCUGACGGAGACUGGUCCCCCUGCACUAUGUAUGCAAAUACUCACACUGUUUAUCCACGCACACAGAAAACACAAAGUUUCCAAUCUGCUUAUCAAAACAGGCUGAGCCGAACAAAUCUCUCCCACAAGGUCCACUUUUCUGACUCAGUGGAAAUGUUGUGUUUGUUUACAGCAGGGAGAUGUCGGAUCCCUCGUCACCCAAGAGUGACUCUGAGCUGAUGGUGAAGCCCACAGAGAGCAUGCUCAGGGCCGAGGCCCACAUGCAGUGGAGCUGGGGAGAGUUUCCAGAAUCUACCAGGGUGAGGAUCACGUCUAGAUUAGUGUGAAUGAUUUUAGAAAUGCAUGCUGGAUAACUCAAACAUUUUUGUGCUCAUCUUUCUUGCAUCCAGGUGAACAAAAAGGAGAAAUCCGAGCCAAAAACACUGACCAUUACUCCCUCAGAGAGCACGCACUUCAGGGUUAUUUUGAGCGCUGAAGCCAUGGAGGAAGAGUCCAAAGGUGACGGAAGAAGCACAGAUCCUGUUUGCAGUAUUGUGAAGCCAGAGCCUCGGACUGUCAAAGUGGAUCAGAGCAGCUGUAAACCACAGCCUCCCAGAGAUACCAACAUGACCAAGACAGACCUUUCAGAUUUAAUCCCCUGCAGUAUUAUUACCUCUGAAACUCACGCCACAGACUCUGAAGUCAGCACUAAGGGUGCACACAAGACCAGGUGGAAGUCCUCGCCUCCCAACCGCAGAGACAGCAGCUUUGCGGCCAGUGGAGGCACGAACACGGACUCGACUGGAACUAAUCCUGAUUCAAAAGCCUCCUCUAAAAUGACUGACACCCCCAGCAAGAGGAGAAGUAAAUCAACUUUAACACUUGUUUAAUACAGGGUGUGAUUGUUUCUGUGUGCUUUUUACCUGAGGACUAGUAUAGGAACAUUACAAACAAGGGGUCAGACAGCGUCCUGGCUAUUUCAAACGUACACUCUAAAGGUUGCAUGUGUGUCUCAACAAAGCAGGAUUCUCUCAAGCAGCUGGAUUGGGAUUGGGAGGAGCGCUGAAUGUUUUACUUUAUUAAAAAAUAAGGACUGACCUUACUUUAAAUAUGCAAUCCCCACCUCGCAGUCUCUCAAGAUAAUAUUUUUAUGGCAGGCAUAAAGAAAGUGUACUGUUAUUAAAAUAAUGAAAAACAUAAGGAGAAUAUGGGAAGAACCACAUGGGAUCAAAGUUUGGAUGAGAACUUUCCUUUCUUCAUAUUUAGUUUACAUUACAGUUUUCUGGUCAAGUUAUCCAGACCUUUACGGGGUCCAAAAGACUUUAAAAUAGUUUAUUUCUUCAUUUGUUCCUCAGUUCAGUGACUCUCGACUCUCCAGCCAGUUUGAAUGUACGGAGCGUGAAUGUUAACAGGAAGGAUGUGGUUUCUGUUUCAUGCUCCAGUCUGUAUUCUGCGUCUAGGGCUUUUGCUGCACAUGCUCAAGUCUGCAAUUUCACAGUUAUGUCUGGUUCUGCUUUCAUUUAGGUGUGAGAAAGAGGAGCCAGCAUCAGGGACCUGAGGACAUUUACCUAGAUGACCUGAAUGCACUUGAGCCGGAUGUUGUGGCCCGAUACUUCCCAAAGAGGUAUAAACCUGGGAGAAGUGAUACCAUCCAGUUUGGGAUGGUUGAGUUUUGAUGAGAAGCACUUUGCUCUGUAGCAACUUCUGGUUUGUAUAGAAAAGAAAAAGACUAGAGUUGAAAUGGUGAUCCAGGUGUUAACGCGUUUAAUUCUGCUGGUAAAAACAGUCAUUUUAACCAUUUUGGCCCAAGUGGACACCUGAGGAACUGCAGGGUUGGCUUCUUCUUUUCAACACGAGAGGAUGCCACUCGCUCUCUUCACAACAUCCUUGUGUUUCUGUCUCCUCAGUGAGUCUGAGCAGGUUCCUAAACACUGGGUGGAGAUGGGGCGCCGCUCUGGAUCACAGUCCCCUCAGUCUGUUGGCAGCGCAGCAGCAGACAGCGGCACAGAGUGUCUGUCUGACUCUGCCGGCGACCUCCCUGACGUCACCCUGUCGCUGUGCGGAGGCGUUGGCGAGAACUCAGAGAUCCCUAAAGGUAAUCAGCUGUCUGUGCUUUCACCUACGAAAAUUGAAAUGAACGGAAAAAUACUUCACAGCUCUCUUCUGCAUCUUCGCGGUAACGUUUCAAUCUGACCUUAUUCACCUCAUUUUCUAACUCAACUUUUCUGUUUUUCACAGAAAAAUUCAUGGAGCACAUCAUCAGCUAUAAUGAAUUUGCAGAGAAUCCAGCGAUAAUCGACAAUCCCAACUUGGUGGUUAGAAUUUCUAACAGGUAACUCUUGUCAGUAUUAUUUUUCAGACAUCUAUUAUAGUAUUUCUACCUGUCAAAACUGACUUUUCUGGAGUGAUUAUUGCAAAUCAAGAUAUCCAAAAGGUCGUGAUUACACCAUUAAUGUCACUUUGGUCAUUCAGUUUAAGGUGUCCACAUUGUCAACAUUCUGAGAGUUAAUCUCCCUUUUCAGAUACACUCAGCCAAGAUGUUACUAGUCAAAGUUUUAAUUUUUAAUAUCUUUAAUCAAUAAUUAUUCCAACUAUGCAAUAACAUACUUUUAAAUAUCUAAAACUGAAAUUAUAACAUAUAAUAUUUGUUUUUUGGUAUCCAAAAUGAGUUUUUUUUCCCCUCAAGAGUACCUUUUAGUAUCUGAAACUCUCCUUCUGGACAGAUAGGUAGCUUUGCAGAGUCUCGAUACACAUUAAUGGGUAAAGUGACGUUAGUUUUGGUAAAACUCUGGUAUCUGAAAUGUUAAUUUUUGCCAGAAUUAACUUAAUUACAGUGUUCUGUACCAGACAUCCCCUCUUGCUAUCAAAUGUUGAAAUAUCCGUUUAAACCUUUUAUCGAGUUAAAGCUUUCAUUUAAUUUAGACUCAGAGGAAGGAAAGUUUUAGAGAACAGGAAAGGAGUGGAAACAUCAGUAGAGAUAUCUUGAAACGCCACUCUGAUAAGAAAGUAAAACACACACAAUAGAGGCGUUUCUAGUCAAACAUCUAAAACUGUAUUUUAUAUUAAUAUCAGUAGCAACAUGUAUAUAAGCUAUUAUAAGUUUGGGUUUUAAAAAAUUCCAUCAUGGAUAUCUGGGUUUUUUUGUGUCAUGUGGGAGUUUUUCCUGGAAAUAACUAUAUUGCACAAACUCUAAACGGUGAUUCUGUUUUAUGAGAAGAUUGUAAAUAUCUAGAACGAUUAUUGUGGGUGGGAGGAUCAUUCAAGUGCAUAUCUUAAAAUACAAUUCAUGCCUGCGAGAAUUGUACAAAAAUGAUGCUCACUUGUACCAUAACAAGUUAAAAAUCACUCUUUUGUCUCUGCUCAAUGCUUCAAGUUAAAAAUCAUUUCUCUCUCAGGUAUUACAACUGGACCCUUGCAGCACCGCUGAUUCUCAGCAUGCAAGCUUUCCAGAAGAACUUACCAAAGGUAGUAUCCUCCUGGUCUAUAGUGUUUCUAGUGAUGCUUCACUGUAGCUGAACAUCAUAUUUAUUCUCAUUUGAUUUCUUUGUGUGUUUGCAGGCUACAGAGGAAGCCUGGGUGAAGGAGAAGAUGCCCAAAAAGUCUGGACGGUGGUGGUUCUGGAGGAAGAGCAGCGUGAAGCAGGUACUGAGUGUGUGACUCAGACUGAAGUCUUAUGAGUCACACUUCCAUCAGUGACGGUCAGUGGGAAUCCCACACUGACUGAGCCGCUUUGAAUUGUAAAUGACUCCAAACAAAUGAGGAACAUGUUACCCAAAUGCCUCUAACUACUUUGUUUUCCAUUAUUACAUCAGGACUUGUAGGUUAGAAAAACAAGCUGAUGUUUCGGUGAGAAGCUUUUUUAACUCCGUCUCUUCCUCUCCUCAGUCGUCAUCAGACACGAAGUCAGAGAGCCAGGAGUCUCCGAGCAGCGACAGCCCUGCCCUUCGCCGGGCCCCAGAAACACAGUGAGUCAGCAGCAAACCUCCAGCUUCCUCCCUCGCUCACAAACACAAGCAGUGUUGGGCAAACAUGUCCCACUGAGGCAGGAUUAGCAUGUCAGUUAGGCCCCUCUUUUUAUGACUCAUAAAUUAAUCAUUGGGAUAUUCCUUUUCCAGGCAGGGUGACUGUGGUUUGUGUCAGAGAUGAUUUAUAAAGCAUGAAGUUUUAUCCACAAACAAGAAGUCCAAAAAACAACCACAAGCUGCAUUUAGUGAUAAGCAGAGUAAGGUCACAGGAGUCGGUCUGCUGCCCUCUAGUGGCUGCAAAUGAUUCUGCAGGGCUUUUUCAGAUCAAUUAUUGUCUACAACCCAGGAUGACUCAUUUUAUAUUGUUUUUAUUGGCCGGUAAAAGCUGUUUCUCCCCUGCAGACGAAAAGCAGCGGAGUGGUCCAGCGAUGACGAGACCAAAGAGCUGAAUGCUGUGGCUCCUGCUCAGAAACCUGCUGAGCAUGUGCAGAGUGAGAGCCCUGCUGCUGCACCCUGUCACUCCUACAAGAAAUCACUCCGACUGUCAUCUGACCAGAUAGUACGACGUGAUUUCUUUAUAGCUAUUUGCAUGUAAUAAGUUUAAUAUUUGGCAGUAUGGCUGUGCUAUGAGAUGAGAUGCUAAAGCUUCAAGUGGAAAGAGCAAACCUCCUCUUUGUUUUCUGUGUGCAGAGUAACUUAUUUCAUAUCUCUGAAUCAGACCAUGCCACAAGGAUGUAUGGGAAUUUAUACAGUCAUUUUCAUCCCUUUCAGGCCAGUCUGAAGCUGAGAGAUGGACCAAACGACGUCACCUUCAGCAUAACCACUCAGUACCAGGGGACAUGUCGCUGCGAGGGAACGAUCUACCUGUGGAACUGGGACGACAAAGUCAUCAUCUCUGACAUAGAUGGCACCAUCACCAAGUAUGAUUGUCUUAUUCCAAACAAUGUCUCACAUCAAUCAGAUGCUGACAGGCGCUAAAAAUCUUCAUCUGGUUGUUUUACUUCAUAAAAUUGUUGUUUUUCUUCUCUCAGGUCAGACGUGUUCGGUCAGAUCCUCCCUCAGCUUGGGAAGGACUGGACUCAUCAAGGAAUCGCUAAGCUUUACCACUCAGUGCACGAGUAAGACACAGAUAUCUGUUCUCCUUCGUUAUUGUUCUAUAAGCAGCACUUAAACUGUGAAUCCUUUAACACAUUACUUUCAACCACAGGAAUGGUUAUAAGUUUCUGUACUGUUCGGCCCGGGCGAUCGGCAUGGCGGACAUGACUCGAGGGUAUCUGCACUGGGUGAACGACAGAGGGACCCUGCUGCCUCAGGGACCCCUCAUGCUCUCCCCCAGCAGCCUCUUCUCGGCCUUUCACAGGUAUCAAAGUCUCAGCCAGCAGCUCUGUCAUGGAAAGACAGCCGUAGAAUUCAUCACAAGAUUUAAGAGGGAGAUUGUGUAUUUAAAAAGCAGUCUUAGCUAUUUAAGCAAACUUAGUAAGAGGCGCCCUCAAUUUAUUUCCCCUAAAUGUUCUAUUUUAAAUUAUUCUUUGUGAUUAUCUUCUCAGAGAGGUUAUUGAAAAGAAGCCUGAGAAGUUCAAGAUCGAAUGCCUCACAGACAUCAAGAAUCUCUUCUUCCCAAACACAUUUCCUUUCUACGCAGCAUUUGGAAACAGAGAAAAUGUGAGUUACAUUUCCAUCCUUGUUUUUUGUUACUUUUUCUCCCAAACUGGUGAUAUUUUUAAGCGCCAUUUCUUCCAAAAUGAUCCCGAUUAUUCUGCUUCAGGACGUGUUUGCCUAUAAGCAAGUGGGUGUGCCCGUGUGUCGGAUAUUCACUGUGAAUCCCAAGGGCGAGUUAAUCCUGGAGCAAGCCAAAGGCAAUAAAACAUCGUAAGUCUGAACCCUCACUGGAGUCAUUGUUUGUGCUUGUGUGACAAUCAUUUAUUGUUCCCUGAUGCUGGUUUUUAUUUGCAGAUACAGCCGGCUGAGCGAGUUGGUGGAACAUGUUUUUCCUUUAAGAAGUUCCCAACAAAACGCCACCUUCAGCUGCCCGGAGUUCAGCUCCUUCUGUUACUGGAGGCAGCCCAUCGCUGAGCUGUGCUUAGAGGAGCUGCUCUUACUCUAACCACUCUCAAUGUUUUCAUGAAGGACUUGAAUUUAAAGGAACUCAGAGGCAGUCAUUCCUCCAUCUGCACUGAUUUCAUACUGAUAAUUCUUUGUAAUGCCACUGGAGUAGUUUGUUUAUGUCUGAGACGUGUUCUACUUUUAAAAAAAAAUAUUUGGUUUGUUGACAUUUGAGGAGUUUUCCCAUCACGCAUUUGCAGAGUUUUCCUGGAGCUCGAAAGCCUUUGAGAAAUCAGUUUGUCUUCUCACCUGGAGUUUAUUUGUGAGAAGAUUCCCACAGCAGAAGCACUCACUCAUAUCUUAGAGGUUCAGCUACUGUUAGAAAAGAAACUGAAAAAGCUGCUCAGUAUAAUGAUUUCAAAUACUGACUGUGCCUCACUUCUGCUUCCUGACGUUGAACUAUCUAAGUUAUUCUCCUCUGUCCCUUAAGGCCUUAUUUAGUCUAAUGCAGUCGUAUAAAAAUGUAUAAAUGUUACCAUUUUUGUUUUAAACCUCAAGUAUAUUUGCACUUUUAUGUUCAGAAACAGAGAAAUGACUUUCUUAAACUUGAUUAUUGAUAAAAUAGUACACAAUAAAAGCACUUUAUGAGCUGUAGAUACUGCCAGGCUUGAUAAGUAUUUUUCCUUAUAAACAUAAACAUAGGAUUAAAGUAGAAACUAUUUUUGAUGAAAUUUGAAACAAAUCUCUGCUGAUGUUUGUUUGAUUUCCUCGCAGAAAUAUUGCAGUCACUUAUUGUCAGGCUUUUUUUUCACUGAGUCACACCUGCUGGUAAAAUGAAAUGAUUUCUUUCUAUGAAAGUGAAUAUCUUUGUGUGAAGAGAGCACACAGUAUUCCCCUUGUUUAGCUGCUUCAGGUGUUUUCAGUGGACUUUCAGGAUUACUUUGUGGUAAUCUAGAUCACAGUUUUAUCAAACAGUGUAAGCACAAAGUCUGUCUGUGAUGACUGGAAAAUAAAACUGUGUCAAACUGUUUAAA